CGACGGCCGCGGCAGUGUGUAAUUCGCCCCGUGACGACUAGCGCGCGCGUUUUCCCCCCACGUGACCGUGUCUUCUUUGGGCGAACCGCCGCCGCUACUACUACGACCGUGGUUCUACUACUUCCACCGCCGCCGCCAUCGACACUACUACUAUUACUAUUGUGUACCUACUACCGCGGCUCUGCUACCUACCCGUUCCUACGCGGGCCGUAGUCCACUGCCGACAGUCGGGUGAAGUGCGCGCGCGCGCCUCAAUUAUUGUUUGUUCGCUUCGGCCGUGCGAUAUCGAUAAAUAUUUUCGAAUUAAAAACAUUCGCCGUUGAUAAGGUACCGGCGGUGGCGUUUGUCGGCGCGCGCGCCGCGUGUGUGCGGUCCGUUUGAUGAUAACGACGUUACAUUGUAGUACAAACAUCGCGCGGCUACGCCAUAAUUAAAUCAAUCGAACCGAUAACAAGUAAUACGAGCGCCGUCGGACACGUUAGUCGGUUAUCUCUCUUCUUUUUUGAUUGACCGUCGCGAGCGAUCGUUAACGUUUUCGUUGUUGCACGUUACCGCGGAAUUAUUAUGGCGGUCCGGACGCCCGCGUCGGCGCCGCGAAAACCGGCGUAAAAGUCCGUGUGGAAGAGUUUCGGCGAUUUCGUGGUCGUACACACCCGCGGUUAGACAAUGAGCACGUCGGCGGCGAUGUUCGCGAUUUCGGUGCUGCUGCUGCACUCCUCGACGAUCGGUUUCGUGACUCCGGUGGAAGUGCAUUUCGACAACCCGGAUGGCGGAUUCUUCGUCCGUCACCCGAUGGUCGGCGGCUCCGGUAGCGGUCGUCAGCAACAGCAACAGCAACAGAUGGGCGGUGACGACGGCGGGGCCGUGCUCAGCGUGGACCGGUUCACCGUUUUGCAGGACGUGCCGCAGACCUCGAUCAGGGCCAGCUACGGCCCGUUCUCCACCAAGCAGACGGUGCCGUCGCGGUACCUGAUACCGGACCCGAACGCGGCCGGCAUGUCCGGCGGCGGUAACGGGACCGGGACACCGGCGGGCGGCCCGUACGCGAUCGGCGGCGUAGUGGCCGCGGCCGUGGACAUAUCGUCGAUGGACGUGUCCGCUCACUUGGUGCAGAGGCGCGUGUACCGCGAGACGCCGGUGGUGCGCACGCUGUUCCACGUCGGCUACAGCGUGGUCCGGUCGCAGUCGGUCGCGUCCGGUCAGCCGCCGCCGCCGCCGUCGUUCGCCGAGGCGGCCGGUGGACCGCGUGCCUCGUCCUACGGUAAACUGUGCGCGGUCACCAAGGCCACGUUCGACGGCGCGGAGCGGCCGGUGACGGCCGCGUGCAAGCCCGACCCGAAGGACGGUGUGUGCACCGCCCGACUGGUGCUGCCGGCCAAGUGGUGGCCGCCGCUCAACCCGCCCGACGCCAAGCCGGUCAAGACACCGCAGCGGUACGUGCACAUCUCGUACGCGCUGCUCGAGUCCGACCACCGGUGCAGCCAGUCCGACGUGCAGCUCCAGCCGUUCACGUACAUCGGACAGGCGUCGCUGGAGCACGCCCAGCGGUCGUACAAGGAACUCAAGACGGACGCGUAUCUACUCAUGCUCGUGCCGUCCGUGCCGCUGUACCCGAAAUCGUUCACUUAUGUGCCGGUUUUCUUCGAUGCCGGGCCCAAGGAACAGAACAUCAAAGGAUUUAUACUCAGAGCGAAAGUCAAAAACGGCUUGCGUGUGUUGAACGCCGAAAACAGCAAUCCGGAACGGUGGACUAUCAACUACACGUCGAACCCGAAGGGCACCCAGAUCACGGUGACGGCCGUACACAAAGGGCUGCCCAACACCGGGUCGACGUGGCCCAGUUCUAGAUACGAGGAAGUAUUGCAGUGGCUUUUGCAAGUGGAUUCCGAGACGGAGGAAGUGUGGGAAGAGGGACGGGUCGUGUGGACCGUUCAGUACAUCAUGGAAGCUACGAGCAACGUUACCAAUUGGACUUCGGGCGCGUCUUCGAUCGCUUUGCCUAAAAUCGACCGGCACCGGUCUGCGUACAAACAUCACCGGCGGCAAGCGGCCGUUUUGGCCGGCCAACGUCGGACAGCUAGACUGUCAGGCGUUGCCACUAAAAUGCUCUACCUGGACGGGGUUAACGGUGUUUUGGAUGGAAUCAAGCGCAAGAUUUCUGCCCGGUUUGAGAUACACAAGGAUGACACCGAGGCCGUACUCCCUAUAUCUAAGAAUUGGGAAAUCAUCAAUACAGCCGUGUUGACCGGAAAACAGAUAUCGCACGCCAUGAAGGUGUUCGUGGUCAGUUACGCGGGCAAAAUUUCCGACGUCACCCGGCAGUCUGUGUGUCAAAUAGAAGAUGACAGCGUGCUUAAAGUAACUUCAUCUUGCAGUUCCGUUUACGUGGACGGUUCGGAAAUCAGAGGGUCGUCGAAUGCAACAGUGAUUGUGAAAUAUGAAACGUACACUGGCACGGCUCAUUUCAUCGUAUGGGUUCCUGAGAUAAACGAAAUGGAUUUGACAAUCGCCGAUCAAAAACUGAACCAGAUCAAAGGCUGGAGAGUGCCUGCGAGUUUGGAAGCUGACGACGAUAUGGACGAUUACGUCAACAAAUUGAAAAGGUCUGCUGAGGUCAAAGACGUCCACAUGAAAUCCAUACCGGAUUUCCGGUUGAAUGAAAUGAUUACCGAAGACAUGGUAUCCGACGAGUACGACAGAAAGACCAGCUGUCAGUUAAGAUUUCAACAAACGUCAGUUGAGAUAUACGCGAGAUUCAAGGCGACGGACCACGACUCGGGCCGGGUGAGCUACUUUGUCAACCGUCGCACGUGGUUGAAGGUGACCGAUCUGCUGCUGCACUAUCUGCGGUCGUCCGACCCGCGGGUGGCAUCCAUCACAGGGCAGAUCGUCCGCGGUCACAACGUGGGACGUACCGAGGUGCAGGUGAUAUCCGCGCUGUCCGGUCACGUGCUCGUGUCCAAGGAAAUCCGGGUAGUCAGCGACAAGGUGACGGUGGCCCGACUUGCGGUCAACGUCGUGUCUGGGUUACAGCUGAACAUCCGGCCAGACCCGGCCGUGGACAACAACUACAUCGCGGAGACGUCGGUGACGCGCAAGCUGACCGCCAAGUACCAGGAGGGGCUGCUGGACAUCGAUCUGUGGUUCUCGGACGACACGCGCACGCCGCUGCGGUCUGUGGCCAUGUCCGAGUACGCGCUGCGCGUCGAGUCCACCAACCCGGACGUGGUCGCGUUCGCCCCGAUGGCCGCGUCCCCGCACCCACGCGUCAUCGCCGUCGGCUCAGGCAAGGGCCAGCUGCUUCGGGUGUCGUUUGGUCCACCGGACGCGUGUGGCCGGCACGAGGUGGCCGGUGGUGGUGGUACUGGCCCGGGCGGCGUCCGCAAACCCGUCCAGUCGACCAUGCUCAGCGAGACGGCUGCCGAAGUUCAGGUGGACUUUUCAUCAUCACCGUAUUCAGUCGAACAGUUCGUACAAAACGACGGCGGCGGCGGUGCAAGCGUCGGCGGCAGUGGCGUGCUAAACGUGGGACCGCCCAGGGACAAGAAGGAUCGUAACAAGGAUUCCGCCGGUGGAUUGGCCGGCAUCAAAGACGAAAACAACGACGAGCCAACCGUACAAGCCAGACAGCAUAACAACAAUAUCAACAGUAACAAUAAUAUCGGUGUUGGGAGCACGACAGUACAUGCACACAAAGUGCCCGCUCACGUGAGCCCGUUCGAGCUGGGCAUGUACACGCUGCUGGCCGCUCUGUGCUUCGCCAUCGUGGCGUUCGUCAUAUCCUGCGUCGUCUACGCGUCCAAGUACAAACAAAACUCGUUAGAAAUGCCCACCACUACAUUGAUGACGAAAUCGUUCAUGGGUAACGUGAAUGGGACAAAGGACGUUGGCGGUUGCGGUGCCGGCGGAACCAAACCUCUAUCGGAGGAACCUACUAUGAACGCCCACGACUGGGUUUGGCUAGGCAGAUCUACGUUAGAACGUUCGUCCGGCAUGCUCGUACCGUCGAUAGGCAACAAAUCGCACAACAACAACAACAACAACAGCAGCACCAGCAGCCACGUGAAUGAACAAAAUAUGAGAAUUAUGUCAAAUCCGAUAUACGGUGUGGACAACGUUAACAGCAAUAGUAACUGUGGUAACCAACAACAGCAAGCAUGCGGUAGAAAUUCUCCACCGCCAAUCAAUACUUCCACGUACAGCGUCAAAGACCGAUUGUCCAAUGGCAAUAUCGUUUUCAACAAGUUGUGGAAAGUACUUCCGACGCCCAACGACCAGAACCUGGAGAAGCCGACCGACUACAGGCCGCCGGUGCCGCCGCACAGAUCGCAGUUGAACGCGGAC
Molecule: messenger RNA, 4344 nt
Organism: Sipha flava (yellow sugarcane aphid)
Lineage: Eukaryota; Metazoa; Arthropoda; Insecta; Hemiptera; Aphididae
Product: transmembrane protein 132C-like
Exons: 10
Source: RefSeq, a predicted model, not a curated record